Molecule: messenger RNA, 1266 nt
Organism: Puntigrus tetrazona (Sumatra barb)
Lineage: Eukaryota; Metazoa; Chordata; Actinopteri; Cypriniformes; Cyprinidae
Gene: mthfs
Product: 5,10-methenyltetrahydrofolate synthetase (5-formyltetrahydrofolate cyclo-ligase)
Exons: 3
Coding region: 305-931 (208 amino acids)
Biological process (GO): tetrahydrofolate interconversion; folic acid-containing compound biosynthetic process
Cellular component (GO): mitochondrion
Molecular function (GO): 5-formyltetrahydrofolate cyclo-ligase activity
Source: RefSeq, a predicted model, not a curated record
AAUGCGUUUUCAAAAGACUGUCCCUUUAAGACUUUUCCCUGGAAUGUUUACCUUUCCUCAAAGGGCAUGUAACCCGGCUCCGCCCACUCAGGACGACUAAUCUAUUUCUUACACUAGCCCCGCCCACUCAGGCCGGCUAAUCUAUCGCGCGUUAACGGAUCGCACGCAAACACGUGCAGAUUGCGCCGCUGUUAUGACUUUCUCACGAGUUAAUCGUUAACUGAGCUGCAGACACGAUCGCGGAGGUCUGUUUUGUAAAGUGUCUGUUCGCAGGCUGACUGGAUUCGGGCAGCGCAGAUUCGUUAUGGCAGCUCUGCGUGCAGCAAAACAAGCUUUGAGAAGAGAAAUCAAGGGUCGAGUGGCUGCGCUGAGUGAUCAGGAGAAACUGAGACAGUCUCGAGUCGUCUCGCAAAAGUUGUUCAGACAUCCCAAAUACCUGUCCAGCCAGCGCGUCGCCGUCUUCCUGAACAUGCAUGAUGAGGUGCGCACCGACGACAUCCUCCAGGACAUCUUCAAGAGGGGCAAAGCCUGCUUCAUUCCCAGAUACUUCACCAAGAGCAGCCACAUGGACAUGCUGCGACUCCGAGACACGGAGGAUGCGAAGACGCUGCCGCUCACGUCCUGGAACAUCCAGCAGCCAGCAGACGACGACGACAGCGGCAGAGAAGAAGCCCUGGCCUCAGGAGGACUAGAUCUUAUCCUCGUGCCCGGUUUGGGAUUUGAUAAGAAGGGGAAUCGGCUUGGCAGAGGAAAGGGUUUCUACGACACGUAUCUGGAGCGCUGCAGGACGCACCCGAAGGGAAAGCCGCACACCAUCGCCUUGGCUUUCAAAGAGCAGCUGUGCGACGAAGUCCCAGCGGGCGAACACGAUUUUCUUAUUGACGAAGUCCUCUGCGAAGACGAGGAACGAACUGCGCCAGACAGACCUUGAUUUCAGCGGCGCUCGAAGUCAUCCGGAUUCAAACGAUUCCCGCGACGCCGAUCCCGUUUCUGAAUGAAAUGCAUUGAAUAUCCUUGGAUGCAAUCCAUACUCUCGAAUCAAAUAAUGUCUGGGGACAUCUUUCAGAGAAGGGUUUCUGUAUCAGCGUAAGAAUUACCAAACGCUAAAAAAAGCAGUCUGUGCUGACAUUAAAGGAUAAGUUCACUAAAAAAUGGAAUUACUUGCACUAUAUUCAUGUCUUCUGAAGUCAUUCUAUAUAGCUCGGUGUGAAGUACAGGCUUAUUUGAAUUUUGAUAGAAAGUAAAGUUCUGAAAUGAAUAACUUUA